GUGAACAUGAACUUUUUAUGAUUUCCCAAGUGGUUAUAAUGCAGCAUUCUUUUGGUCAGAGCGCAGUCAGUAACACCUCUGUCUUUGUGUUUACGUUUUUUUCGUUGUUACUAUUAGGAUAUAUAUCAGAAAUUGCAGUUUAUUUGAUCGAAUUGUGUUUUAAGAUGGCUGGAGCUCACCAAGACAGGGUUAGGAGCAGCUCGAUUCCUUCAGAGAAGUCAGGGAACAGUGAAUGGAUCAGAACUCACAAAGCGAAUAUAUGUUUGGUCUUUCGUUUAUUUGGUGUAUUUGGCUACCCAACUGGUUCUGCUCGAUUACACAUGGAUUUGAAGAAACGAAAAAAGACCCUGAUUAAUCUGGAAAGCACUGCUGCGGGCCGAUGAUGAACGACAAAGGAAACAGCAAAUGUGUGCCUGGAAAACAGGUGGGAAAGAGUACUACACGGCGUACAAAUUUUUGACAUCAUCUUUCCGAAAAAGGGGGAAAAGCGAAAAAUGUUCACUGCAGGUGCUAUAUCAUCUGGCCGAGGCACUCCUCAAGGCUUCCUUCGGAGGAGUUGGCUGGUCUCCCACCAAGAGAGGCCUUUGUAUCGAAUCUGUCACGUGACGCAGGUUUUUGCCAGAAGCUCUACACAAUGCAGAACAAGACGGACAACAUCAACACCUCAUUAUUGGGCAGUGACUCGUUUAAGGUUGACGACACAUUUGGAUACAGUGAUAGGACACAAGUUUCACUCUCUGUGGCACUGCGGGAAAAAGACCAAGAGAUAAAUACUUGCUCACUGCCGAAGGCUGCCAUGGAUGACACUCGGCACUGCACUCCAAGUGAACUAUAUCGAAACUACACAGAAUCACCCCUCUUAUCCCCUGCAGAACCUCACAGCUCCUCAGUCGGGGACCUUACUGUUGACGGCAAGCUGGUCUUCCCCUGGAUGACAGAGACUGUGAAAAAAAACAAGCAGAAAAGUCACAGCAUCUGCGAAGCAUCCAUCGGUGCAGAGAGCCGACCAGAUGGCUCAGGUGGCUGUAAAAGGACGCGCACGUCUUACACCAGCAAUCAGUUGCUGGAGCUGGAGAAAGAGUUCCACUUUAAUCAUUAUCUAGGCAAACCGCGACGCGUCGAGAUGGCCAAGCUACUGAAGCUUAGCGAAAGACAGAUCAAGAUAUGGUUUCAAAACCGCAGGAUGAGGCAUAAAAAAGACACAAAGUUGAAAGUAACCGGCCCGCCCCCUGUUCCGAAUGCACGUCUUCAGACGACUCUGCAAAUGGACAUUAGUGCUUCACUAAAAUCACCUACAGAGAAUUACACGAAUCCCCAGUCCGUUAACAAUGCCCGAAAUGAUGCAUGCUGUAUGAGCCAGGUUUUCAAAAAUCCAGAGGGUCAUUGGCCUUACGCGCAAAAACACAGACCUUCAAAUUACCAAUACUCUAGAAGGCUAAAUGAUGGAACUGGUUUUACCUCCAGUUGCCGAGGUUUCUUUGAUAAUGUUGAGGCUAACUGUGAGGAUUUUAGAGCGUUUUCCGAGCCCCAAAUGCACAGGCUUAAUCAUCUUGUGUUUCCUAAUAUGGCUGGCCAGCAGAGAGCAUGUCAAAAUCACAAAACAUUGCCUCUAACUUACUCCAGUGAACAGUGAAAGAAAUCAAAAUCCGAACCUCUUUCCCGCAGAAAAACGCACUUUAUUUGCAAAAACUGACCGGUUGACCAUUCUUUAAUAUUACCUUGAACAUUCACAUAAAACAAAGUUGUAGGUAUAGCAGUUGUAUUAGUGUAAUAACUUUUCGUGUUAUGCAGGAUGCCAUUAAAAAAAACAAAACAAAUAUGUAAAUAUAGUAUUAAUAUGCGUGAUUUUAAAUAUUUGUACGACCUACAUGCAAUAAAAACGAAUGGGUUAAUAUCCAGUUUGUCCACCCUUCGUGUUUUCCUUAAUCAAUUGGGAAGUAUAAAAUAUAUAAAAAAAAUAUAAACUUCUCAUCGAGCACAGGUUGCAUUUGGAUGUUUAAAUACAUUCAUUCUUGGUUCUUGGUAUCUCUUUUGUGUCAUUUGAAAUUAUCACCAGUUUUUCGGCUUUCUUAAAAAUAAGAAAAUAAGAAAAUUGUGCAAGUUGGAACUUAGUGUUCUUUGGAAAAUCUUAUUUCGUCCAUUAACAAGAAAACUAAUGGCAUAUUGAGUAGCUUUCUAUCCCUAAGUGGUCUGUUGCUCUCUCUGCAAUCAACCUCUCCAUGGAAAACAUCGUAAAACCGUAAAACUAUUGUUAGUGCUGUGAUAAAAUUUUCAUCAGACAUACCGUGCGAGUGUGUGCGUUUAUCUGACUGAUGAGAAGGUGCCAUUCAUCUGUUUGUCAUGUAAAUACGAGUUCACUUGAUGGACACUCGCUACGCCCAAACUACCGCUGUAGGUCGCAGGCUAUUGGUGGAUUUUUGGUCACAUGAUCUGUCACUCGGUUGAUAUGUAGCCCGACAGAACUUUUGAGGUUUGACAUACUGCCUAGAGGUGGUAGGGCACUGGGGUAACACGCCGACGUUUAUUGACCCCCUUUAAAUAAUUACUAG
Molecule: messenger RNA, 2549 nt
Organism: Hemibagrus wyckioides
Lineage: Eukaryota; Metazoa; Chordata; Actinopteri; Siluriformes; Bagridae
Gene: hoxb1b
Product: homeobox B1b
Exons: 5
Coding region: 635-1633 (332 amino acids)
Biological process (GO): regulation of transcription by RNA polymerase II
Cellular component (GO): nucleus
Molecular function (GO): DNA-binding transcription factor activity, RNA polymerase II-specific; RNA polymerase II cis-regulatory region sequence-specific DNA binding
Source: RefSeq, a predicted model, not a curated record